Exophiala mesophila is the source of this 1092-nucleotide messenger RNA. RefSeq lists its product as uncharacterized. Bases 1 to 1092 code for a protein of 363 amino acids. NCBI's taxonomy places the organism in Eukaryota, Fungi, Ascomycota, Eurotiomycetes, Chaetothyriales, Herpotrichiellaceae. The transcript has a single exon. Gene Ontology annotation, molecular function: oxidoreductase activity, acting on the CH-OH group of donors, NAD or NADP as acceptor. The record is from RefSeq and is a predicted model, not a curated record.
AUGCCUCACGCGUACCCUUCGCCCAUCAGACCUCCAUUUUUGGUCGUCGUCACCGGCGCCAACGGCUUCAUCGCCUCUCAUACCAUUCAAAAGCUUCUGGCCAGGGGGUUUCGAGUCGUGGGGACCGUUCGCUCUCAGUCUAAAGCCGACACUGUUCAGAAUACCCAUCGAGCUCUAAACCCGCAAACCGUUCACCUUCUUGAAACCGUCGUCAUCAGCGACAUGACACAUCCUGAUGCCUACACCCUAUUGUUUGAGGAGAAACAACCAGCUGCGGUUCUCCACCUCGCCAGUCCCUUUGCGUACUCUGUCGCAAGCUUUGAACAAGAUCUGAUGAAGCCCGCCGUGAGAGGGACCGAGGCCAUCUUGAAUGCAGCAGCCAAAACCCCUUCUGUGCAGCGCGUCAUCCACACCAACAGCUUUGCCUGUAUCUACGAUGCCAGCCUUGGCCCCCGUCCUGGGUACACCUACACUUCCAAAGACUGGUGUCCCUUGACCUACAAAGACGGAGUUGAUGCCCCAAAUGCCCCCGUGGCGUACCGCGCCAGUAAGGCCGUGGCCGAAAAGACUGCUUGGGAUUUUAUCCACAACCAACCACACAGCCACUUCGACUUGGUCAGUCUAUGUCCCGCCAUGGUGUUUGGUCCCUUCCUCGACACCGAAUUCUCCCUGCCAGCAUCGCCCGCCGAGCUCAACACGAGCAAUCAAUUGGUCUGGGACGUUGUUUCGGCUGGUGAGAACGCCCCUGUCCCACCCACAAAGGGUCCUGUGUGGGUGGACGUGCGCGACGUCGCCGAGGCCCAUGUUAGCGCUCUGAUGGAUUCCACCCUGGGUGGCCGCCGUAUGCUGCUCGCUCGAGGUGUCUACUGCAGCCAGGAGAUAGCCGAUGUGGCUCGCAGCGUUGCCAGCAAACACUCUGCUCGGAUUCCUCUCGGCAACCCUGGUCAGAGAGACGCAGCCUCUCAUUUUGCCGUCGACUCGACCGAGGAGGCUCAUGAUCUGGGUAUCAAGUGGAGAGGAUUAGAUGAGACCUUGACCGAUCUUCUCCCUCAACUAUAUCGCAUUGAACAAGCCGCUGAGGCCCGCGACUAA